Messenger RNA from Suillus paluster, 596 nucleotides. RefSeq lists its product as uncharacterized. The transcript has 5 exons. Lineage: Eukaryota; Fungi; Basidiomycota; Agaricomycetes; Boletales; Suillaceae. The coding region runs from base 1 to 408 and encodes 135 amino acids. The record is from RefSeq and is a predicted model, not a curated record.
AUGCACACCUCAUUCUUCACCAGACUCGUUGCGCUUUCUGCCAUUGCCUCACUUGCUGUUGCACUCCCCUCUGGUUGUGACCGCAAGGUAACGAUUAAAGCUGGAGAUACAUGUGCCACAAUCUCCGCUGCACACAAAGUCUCAACAUACCAGCUGAUGAAAGUUAACACCGGCGUCAUUAACACCGCUUGUGAUCUGCAUGUCGGAGAAGAAAUAUGCCUUGCAAUUAAAGGCCAAGACUGCACUGCCGUCCACGUCGUGAAGUAUGGCGACGUAUGCAACGCGAUCGUCAACGAGGCUGGUAUCUCGCUCAGCACAUUGUAUGCGAACAACCCAAACAUAAACGAGGGCUGCACUAACCUAUAUCCCGACGAGGUUCUCUGCACUUCGAGCCACAUUUACUACUAGAUCGUGUGUCCCAAGAAUUCGUAUUUUAAUUGCAGUACACGCAAUUCUACACGGAAUCCUCAAGUAUGUUGCAUAUAGCCUAAAUAUCACACAUGACCGUUUUUUUUUUUCAAAAUCCAAGUAGUUCUCGUGCCAGACUGUGUUUGUAGUAGUGUUCGACACUAGUUUUGCAAUACAACCCUCCAGAG